UGAUCGAAUAUAUACAUCCAGAGCUCAUCGCUUCGAUGGUUGUCACUGCAUGACAUGUAGCCGUUUGCCAAAGCAUUUACCCUAUUAAAUAACAAUUUGGCUGUCAUUGAUCGAAGUUGUAAAUUCGAGGUUACCUGAUAUCAUAACACACCGUAGACUCGCCUCUUAUUAAAUAAAAUUGAAAUCAACUAAAGCAUUAAAGUGUCCGCGGAUGGCAUCGAAUGCAAAUUUAGGAAAAUUGAUUUUGUGCAUCGCAUUUUCGAUUUUCUUGUACUACUUUUUCUGGAUAGCAAUUUUGCCGUUUAUGCGUGUUGAAGACGACAAUUGGAUCCUGUACUGUUUCCCACCGCUAAAAUACGCAUAUGUGAUACCUCUGAUAUUCGGAACAUUGUUUGUCGGUUCAAUUAUGGGUUUCACAAUGUAUCAUGCUAAGAGAUUUAUUUGGUUUUUCUGAUGUACUGUUGUUGCUCACUGCAUCCCAUUCAGAAAAAUUAGAAAAUUUUAGUUUAUUGAAUCAACAAUCGGUAGCAAAAAAUCCAAAUAUUUUACCGUUCUCUCCAUUCGAGAAAAAAUUAACUUUCAAUUCUCGUCAUACAUUCCUUAUCGCACAAAUUGAGAAAAAAAUUGUUUUUUGCGUUAUCACUAAUUAAUCAGUGAAGAGCUAUAAUACAUGUUUGAACAAAACGCUGCUGAACGAAUUUUGUGCAGUUCAAUAAGUUAGAGGGAACAAAACAUCGCUUCAACAUGGCUUGGCUGGUGCUAGGUAUAUCCGGGGUCACAUGUGGCGGAAAGACAACCAUAACGAAAUUGUUACAAGACUACCUGGGCGAUUUGGCGAACAAGAACAUUCUAAAUGACAACAUCACAAUCAAAUCGGUAAAAAUGGUAUCGCAGGAUGACUAUUUCUGGCCGGUAGACAGUCCGCAUCACACACUCUGCGACCAUUUGAAUCACAUCAACUGGGAGAUUCUAUCUUCAAUGGAUAUGGACCGAAUGUGCAACGAUUUGAAGGAGUUGAUAGGACACGAAUCGAAUCUGUACCGGCGACAAUCUUCGGAUGUUCCAAUGGACUUAAAUAUCCUAAUUAUCGAAGGCUUCCUAAUAUUUAAUCAUCCGGCCAUUUUCGAUCUCUGCCAGAUAAAAUUUCAUUUACAUUUACCGUAUGAAGAGUGCUACAGACGGCGAUCGAAUCGAGUCUAUGAUCCGCCGGACGUUGUGGGCUAUUUUGAAGGGUACGUUUGGCCGUUGUAUGAGAAACAUUUUCGCAAGUUUUCGGAGAGUGGUGAAGUGAUCAUGCUAAAUGGUAGUAUGAGUAGAGAGAAAUGUUUCGUUUUCGUUCUGAAUUGUAUUAGAAAUUCAAUAUGAUCCGUAGAUUGAUUCCAAAGGUGAAAAGCACAACGUUAUAGGUUGAUUAAUGAAAUGUAAUUUCAUUGAAUUUGUUCAAAGACUCCGUUCUUGUACAAGGUAGGGUUAAGAUUUAUGUACAACAUAAAUGGUUGAAUUAAAUCAAUUUUUUUACCGCA
Messenger RNA from Bradysia coprophila, 1523 nucleotides. RefSeq names its product nicotinamide riboside kinase 1-like. The record is from RefSeq and is a predicted model, not a curated record. NCBI's taxonomy places the organism in Eukaryota, Metazoa, Arthropoda, Insecta, Diptera, Sciaridae.